AGCUGAAGGACAGAGUGUCAAAGGGGUGGGGGAGAGGACUUGCCCUGGUCCUUAGCAGGGCAUGGACAAGAAAACCCAGGGGCAAGUGGUGACUCUGGAAACCCCCUUCCUCUGCAGAGUGACAACACAAGGAGAGGAGUGGGGCCUGGGUGUGAAAAGAUCUGGCUUCUCCCCCCAGCCAUUGGACUAUAGGAUACUGGUGUCUUGGUCUAGGAACAGAUCAAAGGGCCGCCUGCCCAGCUCCUGAGGUGGGCUGAGGUAUUGUCUGUUUGCUAAAGAGGUGGUGAAAUUCCGUCGCACGGGCGAGAGUGCGAGGUCAGAGGACGACACAGCUUCGGGAGAACAUGAGGUCCAGAUCGAAGGGGUCCGCACAGGCCUAGAGGCCGUUGAGCUGGAUGAUGGGGCAGCUGUGCCCAAGGAGUUUGCCAAUCCCACUGACGAUACUUUCAUGGUGGAAGAUGCGGUGGAAGCCAUUGGGUUUGGAAAAUUUCAGUGGAAGCUGUCUGUUCUCACCGGCUUGGCUUGGAUGGCCGAUGCCAUGGAAAUGAUGAUCCUCAGCAUCCUGGCACCGCAGCUGCACUGCGAGUGGCGGCUCCCCAGCUGGCAGGUGGCGUUGCUGACCUCGGUGGUCUUUGUCGGCAUGAUGUCCAGCUCCACCCUCUGGGGAAACAUCUCAGACCAGUAUGGCAGGAAAACAGGGCUGAAGAUCAGUGUGUUCUGGACUCUGUACUACGGCAUCCUCAGUGCUUUUGCGCCCGUGUACAGCUGGAUCCUGGUGCUCCGGGGCCUCGUGGGCUUUGGGAUCGGAGGGGUGCCCCAGUCGGUGACACUGUAUGCUGAGUUCCUGCCUAUGAAAGCAAGAGCUAAGUGUAUUUUGUUGAUUGAGGUCUUCUGGGCCAUCGGGACAGUCUUCGAGGUCGUCCUGGCUGUGUUUGUGAUGCCCUCCCUGGGCUGGCGUUGGCUGCUCAUCCUUUCGGCUGUCCCGCUCCUGCUGUUUGCUGUCCUGUGCUUUUGGCUGCCGGAGAGUGCAAGGUAUGAUGUGCUCUCUGGGAACCAGGAAAAGGCCAUUGCCACCUUAAAGAGGAUAGCAACAGAAAACGGAGCCCCCAUGCCACUGGGGAAACUCAUCAUCUCCAGACAGGAAGACCGAGGCAGAAUGAGGGACCUUUUCACGCCCCAUUUUAGAUGGACAACCUUGUUGCUGUGGUUUAUAUGGUUUUCCAAUGCAUUUUCUUACUAUGGAUUAGUUCUGCUCACCACCGAGCUCUUUCAGGCCGGAGAUGUCUGCAGCAUCUCCAGUCAGAAGAAGGCAGUAGAGGCCAAAUGCAGCCUGGCCUGUGAGUACCUGAGUGAAGAGGAUUACAUGGAUCUGCUGUGGACCACCCUCUCGGAGUUCCCAGGUGUCCUUGUGACUCUGUGGAUUAUUGACCGCCUGGGCCGCAAGAAGACCAUGGCCCUGUGCUUCGUCAUCUUCUCCCUCUGCAGCCUUCUGCUGUUUAUCUGUGUUGGAAGAAAUAUGCUCACUCUGUUACUCUUCAUUGCAAGAGCGUUUAUUUCUGGAGGCUUCCAGGCAGCCUAUGUUUACACACCUGAGGUCUACCCCACGGCAACUCGAGCACUGGGCCUGGGCACCUGCAGUGGCAUGGCGAGAGUGGGUGCUCUCAUUACGCCGUUCAUUGCUCAGGUGAUGCUGGAAUCCUCUGUGUACCUGACGCUGGCAGUUUACAGUGGCUGCUGCCUCCUGGCUGCCCUGGCCUCCUGCUUUUUGCCCAUCGAGACCAAAGGCCGAGGACUACAGGAGUCCAGCCACCGGGAGUGGGGCCAGGAGAUGGUUGGCCGAGGGACGCAUGGCACAGGUGUGACCAGGUCGAACUCUGGCUCUCAGGAGUAGUGACCAAUGGGAGGCUGAGCUGGUCUUUGAGGCUACAGAGUGCAGGGAGCUGGUGGAGCUCAGCUGGGGCACCGACCAUCACUGCCAACAUCGAGAACUCACCCAAGAGUCUACGUGGACCAACAGAGUUUUGUGUCUUGACUCCGUUCGCUCAUAUUCAUCGAGAUCCACCAGGGAAGGGGAGGCAUUUGCACUGGGGGGCUCUGUGUGUGUGUGUGGAGGUUUGUUAAUCACCUGUGAAUGUGAACAAUCUGCAUGGGGAAACUGCCACAUCGGAGUGCCCGGUGAUGUCGGCAGCCAACCAGAGUCAGCUGGUCACACCCUUGGUGAACAGCCAAAAGGUCUCUGUAGAUACAGUCCAGGCCCAGAGCCCUGGGAGGCCUGCCACCCAGUGAGUCCACACCUGCUGCCCACCCACUGGACCUGUUCAGUAGGUUUCUCCCAGACCCCUGGCCCCAGGCUCUGUUCUUUGGAAUUGCAGGUGGCCCGGGGGUGGCCUGAGCAGCUUUUUCCUGGGUCUGAGGAAUGCUCCUUCAGGUGGGCCCCUCGGUUUGCCUCCCCAGGGCCUGACUAGUGGAGACUCUGGAAGAUGAACAUGCAUUUGACCUUGAGCCAUGUGCCCCCACCUGGCCCCCCUCUGGAGUGGCUGUUCCUGGCUCCAGAGGAUCCAAAUAGGUCCACUGGGACAACUGGACUUGCACCAGAUGACAGCCUCAGAAAGCUGUUACCCUAGGAACUGGGGAUGAAGGAGGUGAGAAUCAAGCCCAAAGCCAAAGCAGGGGCCUCCCCUUUGGCAGCACUGAAGGCCAUUCUGGGCCCCAUCUGGGUCAGGCUGAUUGGUGACUCUUGGAGGAAGAAAAUAUUAACUCAGGUUUCAGCGCUUCAGAUUUUGAGCAUGGGUGGCUUGCUAAAUGGGAGGAAAAACUGAAAAGAUGCCAACGCCCAGCUCCCAUCGGGGUCUGGAGACCAAGAAUCCUUCCUGCCCGGCCCCUCUGCCACCCCUGCUGUCAAGGGCUGGCUUGGUCUUUACAUGAGGCAGGGGUUCCAGCACUGGUCCUCAGGAAUGCGAGGCUGGGGAGGAACAGGAGGGCCCAGAUGUGUGAAAUGGGUACAUUUUCAAAGGAAGAGAAGAGGGAUCAGUUGGGUUUCGGGUUGGCCUCGGGAAAAGAGCUGAUGCUGUGUCUCUGCAGACAACAUCCACCUCCAGGAUAUGGUUUGCUCAAGCCUUUUCCCCAUCGUGAAAGCAGGGAACCUAGAGAAGGAGGGAGGAAGCUCCCAGAUCCCAUCAAAGGCCGGAGAAGACUGACCCUCUGCUGGGAGAUAUCUGCUUGGGUAAACACUGGGACAAAGCCAAAUGUAUAUGUUCAUCUCUUAUUAAAAUGUGUUGGUGAUGGACAUUGCCAGGGUUGAAGUUCGUUCGUCUGUCAUGAUGUCCUGACACUUCACCUCGACGGUCUUGCCAGCUUUGUCCAUCCAGGGUAAUCUCAAUGCUUUACUAUGAUCUUUAAUAAUCUUUUAAUAAUCUUUCCAAGAAGGGAAAGUUGCACAGUUGACUGCCAACAUCAUGACUUUGAGUUGUUGGAGAAAGAACUUUCUUCUGAUAAGGAGGUCACAGCGAAUGACUUCUUCAAGCUCAAGUCCUAGAUCGACUGCAAACAAUCCCAUGUCUCUGAAAUAUGGGCUGCAACCUCCUUGGCCCAGGCAGCCAGAGAGAAGGCAGCUUGGCAGAUCUCUGUCUCCCUGACAGUCACAUCUCCUUGAACCAGGAGUGGCUAUAGCUCUAAUUAUUUCUGGUCUGCUGAGCUGUAACUCCGGGGGGAAAUCCUGGGGCAAAUUACCUUUGAAACUGAAAUCAGUCAAAGGGAGAAAUAAAGUGGGAGAAACCCAUUUAUUUCUUACAAGCAGUCCACUUCCCACUCUCCUGUGUCUCUCACGAUCCAGCGGCCGAAGAAGAGACCCAGCCCCCCACCCAACCUCUCUGGUACAGAUAAGUCCU
Messenger RNA from Manis pentadactyla (Chinese pangolin), 3887 nucleotides. RefSeq names its product SV2 related protein (gene SVOP). The record is from RefSeq and is a predicted model, not a curated record. Lineage: Eukaryota; Metazoa; Chordata; Mammalia; Pholidota; Manidae. The transcript is spliced from 17 exons. Gene Ontology annotation, molecular function: transmembrane transporter activity. Gene Ontology annotation, biological process: transmembrane transport. Gene Ontology annotation, cellular component: membrane. The coding region runs from base 449 to 1891 and encodes 480 amino acids.